UUGCUGCUGAUGGAACACGCAUCCUUUGGAGAUCAACGGAAUGCCACAUUUUCUCUUGAUGAGGAGGAUCAUACACUUGCAAAUGCACUGAGAUUCACCUUGACUCAAGAUCCACGGGUAAUAUUUAGUGGUUACAACAUUUCUCAUCCUUCAAAAGCCCUGGUUAAUGUUAGAGUUCAAACGAUGGGUGAACCAGCAAGAGAAGUUUUGAAAAAUGCAUGCCAAGAUCUGAUGCUGAUGUGUCAACACAUAAGGGGCACAUUCGAUAAAGCUGUCAACGAUUAUUGUAGCAGCUUUCGAUUUAUUAGGCCAGAAAGCCUCAAGGUGAAGGAGAAGGCCAAAGGGCCUCACAAGGAGGGCCUCAAGGUGAAGGAGCAGGAGCAGGCCGAAAGGCCUCACAUAGAGGCAUCGCAGCCUCAAGUCAACAGGCCAGAAGGCCUCAAGGUGAAGGAGCAGGCUGAAAGGCCUCGAAGAGAGGCUUAA
Messenger RNA from Eucalyptus grandis, 483 nucleotides. RefSeq names its product DNA-directed RNA polymerases I and III subunit RPAC2-like. Gene Ontology annotation, cellular component: RNA polymerase I complex; RNA polymerase III complex. NCBI's taxonomy places the organism in Eukaryota, Viridiplantae, Streptophyta, Magnoliopsida, Myrtales, Myrtaceae. The coding region runs from base 10 to 483 and encodes 157 amino acids. Gene Ontology annotation, biological process: DNA-templated transcription. Gene Ontology annotation, molecular function: DNA-directed RNA polymerase activity; protein dimerization activity; DNA binding. The record is from RefSeq and is a predicted model, not a curated record. The transcript has 4 exons.